UUAAACUUGGCUUUGUAGAAGUAUAGCGUCCCUGGCUGUCUAAUUGACUUUGGGCUGAACAAAGCCUUGUAUGCCUGCUGUGAAAACGAAUAUACAGUGUCGGUGUAUUAUAUACACAUAUCGGAUGGCAUUGUUACAAAGCUAACGAGCAGUCAAAAGUUUUAAUACUAGACUUUCUGUAUUAGAAUCCUGACAUUGAGGUGAAAUACAAGUUGUUAUAUCAUAAAGAAAUAUAAUUUUUCUUUGCCUUCAUAAAAUGUCUCUGUUGGCUAUCUAAAUAUUUUCGUUUUCAUAAAUAUGUCUAAAUGAAAUACAAAGGCAUAUGGCAUGAAAUUGUGACAAUACUGAUAAUUUGAUUGGUUUAAUGUGAACAAAUAAUGUUGGAAGGUCGAGUCCAGUCAAGAUGAAAUACUUCCAAAAUGUCCUGCUUGUUGUGCCACCAUUCAAUAACAAAUGAUCUAAGAUCAAAUCUUUUGGCAGGUGUAGGAGAAAGUGCUCUGAGACUCUUGGCUCCCUCAAGCCUUACCCUGGUGAGCUGAUCCCAACCGACUGGAACAUGAGGUUUCUUAGCGCUGAUCGGUCACCUGUAUAACGAGAAAAUAUAUCAGAGCUCCGCGAACGAGAUAUCGCAUUGAGGAGCCUCGAGUGUUAGCUGUAAUCACGUGACAGCGUUUAUGACUUCAUAGAGUAAUGACGUCACCUGCAUUCGACAACCACAAGACAAUCACCACAACGUCCUGUGUCGUUCGUGACUGCAGUCUCGCUAACAUUUUACUGAGUGUCAACUCGUUUAGUGAUCAACAAUGAACCUGUCAGCCAUCAGAAAACUCCAAGAGGAUUUUGUUCUGGGUGGGUUUUACCAAACUCUGAAGUCACUCCCAGGAAGUUCAGGAAUCAUUGACAGACUUGGUAUCUCCCAACUCUUCCUUAUAACGAAGAAGCUGUUGAAAAGUCCGGCAGGAUUUGAGGAUUUACUCAACUUUUUCAAUCGAAAGGAUUACGAUUACCCCUGCCAUGUGAGGCUCGAACUCAUAAGAAUGUUCCGAGGUCUGGCUGGUCAACUGAAGGAGAAGAAAACAAGCACGUACAACGACCGCGUCAUGAAAAGAAAACAACAAAAACUGAAGGCCAUGCAGAGUGAUCUCCCUUCAUCCUCGGGAACAGUGGCCAGCUUCUUUGAAGGACUUUCCAGAACUGUAAACAAAGUUCCAAAUUAUGUGCCGUGUGAAGAUGUCAGCGUCCUCUGUCAUAUGUGCGGCUGUUAAUAAUUUGAUAUUCUGAACAUUGAAUCAUAUAGAUGACACACUUUUGUUACUUAUUUGUUUGUAAAAAAAUGACCGGUUUAUUAAAUUCUAUUGUAUGACAUACAUGGAUAUUAUAUUGUAUGUUUUUCAUGAUAAAACCGUGAAUAUGAAAUAUGUAGGACGGUGAGGAAAGCAUAAGCCUGAUUAAACCGAAAUCGGAUUAUUAGAUUCCC
This is a messenger RNA of Haliotis rufescens (red abalone), 1477 nucleotides long. RefSeq lists its product as uncharacterized. Bases 804 to 1265 code for a protein of 153 amino acids. Lineage: Eukaryota; Metazoa; Mollusca; Gastropoda; Lepetellida; Haliotidae. The transcript has 3 exons. The record is from RefSeq and is a predicted model, not a curated record.